Austrofundulus limnaeus is the source of this 2585-nucleotide messenger RNA. It is a transcript of the gene mfsd6l, whose product is annotated as major facilitator superfamily domain containing 6-like. The transcript has 2 exons. The record is from RefSeq and is a predicted model, not a curated record. NCBI's taxonomy places the organism in Eukaryota, Metazoa, Chordata, Actinopteri, Cyprinodontiformes, Rivulidae. Gene Ontology annotation, cellular component: membrane. Bases 1 to 1860 code for a protein of 619 amino acids.
AUGAAAGAGACCRAAGUGUUGCUGGAUGUCAUUUCGGGACCACAGGAGGAAAAUGCUGGGCGGAAGAGUCUAAAAACGAACCCCGAGGCGCAGGAAAAGAGAACAGCCAUGAGGRGGACCAAACAGAUCAACAUCAAGCGGGCCCUCGCCCUCGCCGGCACCUUCCACUUCCUGUGCUCCUGUGCCGAAGCCUGCCUGCUGCCCUUCCUCACCCUCUACCUGCGGCAGCUGGGCCUGUGUCCGGCGACGACGGGCAUCGUCAUGGGCACCAAACACCUGGUGGCGCUGGUGUGGAGGCCCGCGGCCAGCCUGCUGUCCAAACACUACAACAAGAGGCGAGCGGCCAUAAACGGCUCUCUGGUGUUUUCGGCCGUGGCCGCCCUCCUCCUGCUGGUGCUCCCUCCUGCGGGGGCUCCCGGUGCCCUCGCCGGCUCCUGUAACGCUUCAAACGCCAGUUCUGCUCCGACCCAAAGUCUUCACGCUACGUCUAACAGUACCAGUUUAGGUCCACGACUUCUGACCACCUCUGCUUCCAGCAGCUCCGCUGACGUGACACCGAGACCUGAGACGACAAACGUGUCUUCAUCUGAUCACGAGGGAACGUCCCACCCUCAGCUGCCAACAGAAAACACUUCAGUGGUUCUCAGCAGCCGUGAAGAUGUGAAAACUGUGAAUUUUACUGUCGGUUCUUUGGUGUCUCAUGUGCGACCCAACAGGUCUGUUCUGGAACAGCCAGAGGAGGCGGAGGCGAGCAGGUUUGAGUUUCUGAGCAGCCUGAAGGAGAUGGACUCUCAGAGCCAGCUCUUCUUCCUCCUCCUCCUCAUGGUGUCGGUGUGGGCGCUGGCAUCAGCUCCUCUGGAGUGGACUGUGGACGACGGGCUCUACGAGUAUUUGGACUUGGCGGACGCCUCGGACCACUACAGCAGCACAGAGGUGUGGGGUCUCCUGGGAGCUGCGUGUGGGGGCGGGGCGACGGGGCUGCUGGUCAGCCGCCUCAGCUGCUUCAUCGCUGCGGCCACGCCCAGGACGGUGGUGCACUUCUACUGCUACGCCAGCCUGCUGGCUGCGGCCGUGCCCCUGGCCGUCUCCCUCCCCCUCCACCUGGAUAAGAAGCGGGACCGGGCCAGCGGGCUGCCCAAGGCCCUGCAGCUGGUGCAYGGAUCCCCCCGCGCCCUGCUCUGCGCCGUCACCGUCUUCCUCGCCGGGGCCGCCAGCUCGGCCGUGGAGAACUUCCUGUUCUGGCAGAUGCAGGACCACGGCAGCAACGAGCUGCACAUGGGGGCGUGUCUCGCCCUGGCGUCGCUCUCGCAGGCCGCCUUUCCACUACUGUCCACCAGGGUCUCCAAGCUCCUCAGCCCGGCGAGGGCGCUGGCUGCGGGGGUGGCGAGUCUCGGGCUGCAGUGCUUCUACUACUCCUUCCUGUGGGGACCCUGGGCCGCCCUGCCCGCCCAGGUGCUCGGCUCGUUCAGCGGCGGCGCCCUCUGGUGGGCCGUGAGGCUCCAGUGCGAGAACGUGGCCACGCCGGGGGCCGAGAGGAGCGUGAAGAGGGUGUUCACCUCGCUGUCGCUGCUCCUGGGAGCGGGGCUGGGCAGCAUCGCUGGCGGGUUCGUGGCGCGGAGGUUCGGCGUGACGUGGCUKUUCAGAGGCGUGGCGCUGGGGCUGGCGGCGUGGUGCAUCUGUUUGCCUCUGCUGCAGUGGAAAGCCCCCCGCCAGCGCAGGAUCAACUACUCCCGCCUGCUAGCAGCUGACGCCAGCGAGGCCAGCGACUCGGAGUCGGAGCAGGAGAGGGACUGGCUGGAGAAAGCCAUGGAAGACGACAGAGGAAACAAUAAUUUCGAACGCAGGAAAAACUUUUUGUAGCAGGUGUGGAAGGCUCCGACAAACCAUCAGCAUUUCUUUAAUAAAUUCACUGUUUAUUGUGACGUAGCACUUGGUCCCAGACCAAACUUUGUGCUGUUAUAGUGUGGACUGGGAAGCCUGCAGGAUUGUGUAUUUGCCUAAAGCCACUGGUUAAGCUGAGUUUGGUACAGACUCCUCCAGCAGCUCAGACUGAAUCCUCCUGGACGCUGCGUAAACACAAGACGUGUGCAGAAGGUCAGGCCAGACUGGACUGACAUCCUGAUGCACCACACCUACAGUCGACUCAUUCCUCUCCUUUACUUUGGACUCUAAACUGUGAACUGGUGACACGCUACAUUUGGUGCACUACAGAUAAAGCUAGCUGGUAUAUGUGUUGUCCAACCUGUUUUUCAGAUGGAGUUUGUAUUUAAAGCUCGAUGUCAGAUGACUUAAUCUGUCCUGGCAGCUGACAGAGUCAGAGUUAGUCAACAGGUUCCUCUGCACACGGCUGUAAAAAGUCUGCAUCUCAAUAUUUGGGAUCACAUUUAGCACUAAAACUACAAAUAAAAACUGUAUGACAUUAGCUGUGAUCGUGGAUGGAAAUCAAGGAAAUUAAGCUUCGUAUUUAUACAGAUUGUUUCCUCCUCCGAUGGGUUUUAUUUCACAAACUAAGAGACUGAGCAUUUCCCUUUAAUCUGAUGUGUAGCUGCAUAUCUGAGCAAUAAACUUAACCUGCAAAAAAUAUA